Macrosteles quadrilineatus (aster leafhopper) is the source of this 2009-nucleotide messenger RNA. Its product is annotated as dihydrolipoyl dehydrogenase, mitochondrial-like. Gene Ontology annotation, molecular function: dihydrolipoyl dehydrogenase (NADH) activity; flavin adenine dinucleotide binding. Bases 87 to 1709 code for a protein of 540 amino acids. The transcript has 15 exons. The record is from RefSeq and is a predicted model, not a curated record. Lineage: Eukaryota; Metazoa; Arthropoda; Insecta; Hemiptera; Cicadellidae. Gene Ontology annotation, cellular component: mitochondrion; oxoglutarate dehydrogenase complex.
GUCUGCCGUCUGCGUCUGCUUCUCCCUCUCUACCUCGUUUUAUGUCUUUCUUUUUCCGAUUGUAGGUCGAAUAUUUAUGGUUAAAAAUGCAAGCAAACAUUUUAAACCGGAUCUCCAAUUCAAUCAAACCAUCAACAUGCACUCAACGCACACACGCCUUCCCAGCACUCUUGUCAGUGUUACAACACAGACUGUACUCCAGUAGCCAUGAGGCUGAUAUUGUUGUGAUCGGCUCAGGACCGGGAGGCUAUGUUGCUGCUAUCAAGGCGGCACAGCUGGGGAUGAAGACGGUUUGUAUUGAAAAGAAUGAAACCUUGGGAGGAACCUGUCUCAACGUUGGGUGUAUUCCUUCUAAAGCUCUACUAAACAACUCCCACUACUACCACAUGGCUCAUUCCGGGGAUCUCAAGGGCAGAGGCAUCGAAGUUUCUGGAGUAACUCUGAACCUUGAGACAAUGAUGGACGCCAAGCGAACAGCUGUGAAAGCGCUCACCGGUGGUAUUGCUAGCCUCUUCAAGUCAAACAAGGUUACUCAGAUAAGUGGCCAUGGAAAGAUCACAGGCCCCAACGAGGUCACAGCCAUCAAGGCUGACGGCAGCAGUGAGGUAGUUAAAGCGAAGAAUAUUCUGAUAGCGACAGGCUCGGAAGUCACGCCCUUCCCAGGAAUCGAGAUUGAUGAAGAGACUGUAGUGUCGUCGACUGGAGCGCUUUCACUGAAGAAAGUCCCUGAGAAGAUGGUUGUGAUUGGAGCAGGAGUUAUUGGUUUGGAACUGGGUUCAGUGUGGGGCAGACUGGGAUCUCAGGUCACUGCUGUGGAGUUCCUUAACACCAUUGGUGGAGUUGGUAUUGAUGGAGAGGUUGCCAAACAGUUCCAAAGGAUUCUCGGCAAGCAGGGAAUGAACUUCAAGCUGGGAACUAAGGUUAUGGGUGCACGGAAGGAAGGCUCUACCAUCAAAGUCAGUGUGGAAAACGUUAAAGACGCAGCUAAGAAAGAAGAGCGCGCUCAAACGGGACUGUUACAAACACUGUUUGGUGCCUUCCGAUCCGAUAGUGAGAGCUCGAAAGAGACAUCUUCUCAAACCGAGCUGGACUGCGAUGUGUUGCUAGUGUGCGUUGGUAGACGACCAUACACACACAACCUUGGGCUGGAAGAUAUUGGUAUUGAGCGAGACCAGAAGGGAAGAAUACCAGUCAACUCACGCUUCCAGACUGUCAUUCCCAGCAUUUUCGCAAUCGGCGACUGCAUUCACGGACCCAUGUUGGCACAUAAGGCAGAAGACGAAGGAAUUGUAUGUGUAGAAGGUAUUGCGGGAGGUCCAGUGCACAUAGACUACAACUGUGUUCCCUCCGUCAUCUACACUCAUCCCGAGGUCGGCUGGGUCGGCCGUACUGAAGAGGACCUCAAGAAUGAUGGUGUUGACUUCAAAAUAGGAAAGUUCCCGUUCGCUGCCAACAGCAGAGCGAAGACGAACAACGAAACAGAUGGAUUUGUCAAGGUGCUCGCUGACAAACUGACCGACAAGAUCCUGGGCGUCCAUAUCAUCGGACCUGGAGCUGGAGAGCUGAUCAACGAGGCCGUGUUGGCAAUGGAGUACGGAGCAUCUGCAGAAGACGUAGCCAGAGUGUGUCACGCCCACCCGACUUGUUCCGAAGCCUUGAGAGAGGCGCAUCUAGCAGCUUACUUCGGCAAAGCGAUCAACUUCGGUUAAACUUCCUAAGCAAUCUUGUACAGAACUUGUGAAUCUUUGGGGCUGUAGUGAGGCAUCAGGCAGUCAGUGCCUACUGCACUGUGCAUUUGUAGAAAUCAUCUGAUGCACUUCGAGUAUACGAUCCAUCUGCGCCAUACUCGUGACGAAAUUGUACAUAAUUCCCGGUUAUACCAUAUUGUGUAUCGAGAUAUUAAUUUAUAAUAUAUUUUGUUUUAAACAUUAAUGUUGGAUUUGAAUCGUCAGCUUAUUGUAUGUUAUACUUACCAUCUUUUUUAGUUAUAAAUAAAUUCUUUUGAAAUA